UAAACGCAAACCAGUUAGUCGCACGGCCACAAGCAAAAGCUUAACACACAGCAUAUCUGCACGCUACAAAGCAAAACAGUAUAAUUAAUAUUAUCGUUGAAUGUAUCAAUUAUUGUAAAACAAUCAUAAAAGAUAAACAAAACACAUAAUAUACACAUACAACAAAAUAUAAAUAUAUUGCAUAAAAAACCAGUUUUAAGUGAAGACCUAUUAAAACAAAUGGGAAAGAGCUAAAAAUAAAUAAAAUCUUUUGGUUAAAUAUUCAACAAAAAAAAAUAAAAACAAGAAAGAAAACUCCCAAGAAUAUUGAGUGAAAAAAUAACGAUCAACCGGUUCUAACCAACAAAAAUACAUACUAAAAAAAUUAUUAAAAAUCAGAAAAUGCUAACACUGUAAAAAAUUGAAAAAGCAACAAGAAAAAUAGUACAAAGUACUUAAAAAAGAUUACUUAAACUAAAAAAAAGAAAAGAAAACGACAUAAAACGUUGUCACCCCCCAAAGUAUGACUUCAACUGUAUUACAGCCAACGACGGCCACAGCAACAGGCGCCGCUACUUCAACAGCAGAAUCCUCAGCCAUGGGUUGGUCUCAUGACAAGUUACGCUUCUCCUGUGUGGAUAAUAUCGGUCUAAAACAAUUGUGGAAAUUAAUUGCCCUGGAUACAAAUGGCAAUGCCACCACAAAGGCGUCAUCAUCGCCAUCUUCAGCGAAUGUCAUUAAAACGACUUCAGAUGAGAAAUUAAAAAACGCCAACAACAACAAUAAUAAUAAUAAUAACAAUAAUAAUGAGAACAUUUCCUAUGAAUAUUGCGAAAAAAUCAAUGAUUAUUUGGGUCAGCGUGAUUUUGAUGCACCCAGCCGCAUGUCUCUGCUGAAAUUUCUAGCCAUUAAUGCUUUGGAAUUAAGUGCCCCAGCAACACCAGUUCUACUACAGCAACAACAGCAGCAGCAGCAACAACAAAAUAAUAACAAACCCACAGGCUGGUUACAACUGUCCGGACAUCCUGAAAGUAUUGUACCAUGUUCCAGUGGUGUGGUGCGUAAACGUGUUGCCAGUUUUAGUGACUAUGAAGUUCAGGCCUAUCAACAACUAUCCCAAGAGCCUCUCACCUCCAAAAUUGUUCCCGAAUUCUAUGGCAAUAUACAAUUGGAAAGUGGUGAAAUGUUCAUUGAGCUACAAGACUUGCUCAAAGGUUUCAAAGAUCCCUGUGUCAUGGACAUAAAAAUGGGUUGUCGCACAUUCUUAGAAUCGGAGGUUAGCAACAAAACACUGAGACCUGAUCUUUAUCAAAAAAUGAUCAAGGUUGAUGCUAACGCUCCCACGCCCGAAGAACAUGAACAACAGGCCAUCACUAAACUCCGUUAUAUGCUUUUCCGUGAGGCCAUGUCAUCAUCGCAAAGCAAAGGCUUUCGCAUUGAGGCCAUACGCCUAAAAGGCAAGCCACCCAUGAAAGAUCUGAAAACAGUAAGGACCUCCGAACAAAUUGCCCAAACAAUUGAUCAAUUUUUGAAUUGCAAAAAAUCAGUACAAAAAGAAUUGAUCAAUCGGCUGAAGCAUAUGCGCACGGUCAUGGAAAAAUCGAAAUUCUUUCAAACACAUGAAAUUGUGGGUUCCAGUAUUUUCAUUAUCUACGACGAUGUCAAGGUUGGAUGUUGGCUAAUUGAUUUCGCCAAAUCUCGGCCUUUACCUGAUCAUGUAAAGGUUAAUCAUCGUGUCGAAUGGAUACCCGGCAAUCGCGAAGAAGGUCUGCUCAAGGGCAUGGAUGAACUUAUUCAGGCAUUCGAGAGUGCCAAUCAAAAACAAACCACAAGCAGAAAGUUUCUACAAAUUUAAUUGAAAUUAAUUUCUUUUUUGGAUAUAUCCACAAUCAAGACUGAUCAUUUUAUGUAAAACAUUCAUUGUAAAUGAAUCCAUCAAUUUGCAUUAACUUUGUUAUUUGAACCUGCAUAGAACUUUUCCAUAUUGGAAACAAAUUUGUUAUUUUGCCUAUUUUAAGUGUUUAGUUUGUGAGCAAAGACUUAAUUAUUGAAUUUGGAAAUUGCAUAUACAUAUUUUGUUUUUGGCAAACGGCAGAAUAUUUUCCAAAACAAAACACAUUAGUAUUGUAUUAUAAUUUUUUAGAAACAGUAAAUUGUUAAUUUUUUCGUUUUUUUGUGUAGCCUUUUGGCAGAUUAAUUCGAAGGAAAGCAAAAACAAUCAUUAAAAGCAUUAAAUGUCUUAAUCAAAUUACUUAAUUAGUUUUUAAGCUACAAAAAUUGUAAUGAAUUUAUAUUUAAGAAUUUUGUGUUUUUCUAUAAGAAUCAACAACAUAAAUGAAAAUAUAUUAAUGUAUUUAUUAAACAAAUUAAAA
Messenger RNA from Musca domestica (house fly), 2351 nucleotides. RefSeq names its product inositol-trisphosphate 3-kinase homolog (gene IP3K1). The record is from RefSeq and is a predicted model, not a curated record. Lineage: Eukaryota; Metazoa; Arthropoda; Insecta; Diptera; Muscidae. Gene Ontology annotation, biological process: inositol phosphate biosynthetic process. Gene Ontology annotation, cellular component: nucleus; cytoplasm. The coding region runs from base 503 to 1834 and encodes 443 amino acids. Gene Ontology annotation, molecular function: inositol-1,4,5-trisphosphate 3-kinase activity; inositol tetrakisphosphate kinase activity. The transcript is spliced from 4 exons.